GUUGGCAGCCUCUCCUCUGCCAGCCUUCAUCAUCAGACACGUUGUAGUGCUGCUGCUCCUACUGACAGCCAUCACCACCUCCUACCUGUACUACAAGGUAAAGACAUUUACUCAGCCGUGACAGUAAAUGUCUGACUGUUGGUGCUGUGUCUCCCUAGCCCACCAGGAGGCAGAAGAGAGUGAACAGGGUGAGCAGCAUGGAUCUUGAUGUCAAUGCCAUGGAGACGGUCUCUCUGAGCUCCAGAGCUGAAGCUGGACCGGAAGAGGAGAGAGCAGCCCAGGGGACGGAGUAGAAGUAGGAUGAAGCUGAUCCUACAUGCUGUUCUCAGUGGGCGGAGCCAUGACUGAGAUCUGUGCUCUGGUUGGCUAAGCUGGAAGGAGGCUGCAGCGACAGACCCACAGCAUCCUCGACACACUCUUUCUCCCUCUCUCCUUUUCGCUCAUCCCACCACCCCUUUCUCUUCUCUCUCUCUCUCUCCUUUCCUCUCCACACAGAGACACACGUGCCCCGUCCUGCCUGCCUGCUCAGUGACACUGCAGUACAGAGGACAUAGCAGCCGCAAACAGGCAGAGAGACAGGCAGACAGACAGGCAGGCAGAGAGACAGAAAGGCAGACAGACAGGCGGACAAACAAGCCGACAGGCAGAACGUAGGACGGUGUGUCGAGGCCUUGUCUCCUCCUUCUCCUCCUCCUCCUGCAGUAGCAGAGAUCCUGUCCUCCUGCGCUCUCCUUCAAGGACUUCCAGACUCUGAGACCUAGAACUACGGCUGCUACACUUCCUGUUCCUGUUUGUUACCAAGGAAAUACUCCUGCUACUACACUUCCUGUUCCUGUUUGUUACCAAGGAAAUACUACUGCUACUACCACACUUCCUGUUCCUGUUUGUUACCAAGGAAAUACUCCUGCUACUACUACUGCUGCUACUGUUCCUCUUCCUGUUUGUUACCAAGGAAAUACUCCUGCUACUACACUUCCUGUUCCUGUUUGUUACCAAGGAAAUACUACUGCUACUACCACACUUCCUGUUCCUGUUUGUUACCAAGGAAAUACUCCUGCUACUACUACUGCUGCUACAAUUCCUCUUCCUGUUUGUUACCAAGGAAAUACUCCUGCUACUACUACUGCUGCUACAAUUCCUCUUCCUGUUUGUUACCAAGGAAAUACUCCUGCUACUACUACUGCUGCUACAAUUCCUCUUCCUGUUUGUUACCAAGGAAAUACUCCUGCUACUACUACUGCUGCUACAAUUCCUCUUCCUGUUUGUUACCAAGGAAAUACUCCUGCUACUGCUACUGCUGCUACACUUCCUGUUCCUGUUUGUUACCAAGGAAAUACUCCUGCUACUACUACUGCUGCUACAGUUCCUCUUCCUGUUUGUUACCAAGGAAAUACUGCAGCGCAGCGGAUAUUAUCACGAACGCGAGCACGAAGGAGUGCUACUCUCUCCCUCUCUCUCUCUCACACAGUCACAGGCAGACAAACGGACUACUCUCUCUAACGCAUAACAGUGGUCUUCUCAUUGUUUCGGUACUUCUCUUGCUGGGCCUGGUGUGUGUUGUGGUGUGGUGUGUGUAGUGUGUGUUUUUAUCAGAGGUCACGCCGCGUGCUGUGGGAGUGUGUGUGGGUGAUCCACCUUCUCUCAGGUCCCCUCCCCUCUCAUCCUUUUCUACCUAAUCUCUCUCGCUCCCUCUCUCUCUCUCUCUCUCUCUCUCUCUCUCUGUCUCUCUCUCUCUCUCUCUCUCUCUCUCUCUCUCUCUCUCUUUCUCUCUCUCUCUCUCUCUCUCUCUCCACACCUCACCAAACUCCAUCCCUCUCUUCCCCCUCUUUCUCUCUCUCCAUCCUCACCACACCUCUCCCUCUCUUCCCUCUAUCCUCUCCAUACCUCCGCCCCUCCAUAUCCCAUGAUGCCUUGCCCCAGGCCACUGCGCUAGGCCCCAGCAGUAUGGGCAGAGCCUGGGAGGAGAGAGAGAGCUCUGAUUGGUCCAGGUCGGGUCCCCCUUCCUUUGCUUCCGAUGGGGGAGGACACUGAGAGCUCCAAAGUCAACCACAGCUUCCUGCGAGACUACGUCACCGAAGCUGAUGUAAUCUCUACAGUGGAGUUCAACCACACAGGAGAUCUGCUGGCUACGGGGGACAAGGGAGGCAGAGUCGUCGUCUUCCAGAGAGAGACCGUGGUUGGUCACAAGCCUAAAGGGGAGUUGGAGCAGGUGGGGGAGACGGGGGAGUCGGGGGAGUAUAAUGUGUACAGUACCUUCCAGAGCCACGAGCCUGACUUUGACUACCUGAAAAGUCUGGAGAUCGAGGAGAAGAUCAACAAGAUACGAUGGCUGUCUCAGCAGAACGCCGCCCACUUCCUGCUCUCCACCAACGAUAAGACCAUCAAGCUGUGGAAGGUGAGUGAGCGAGACAAGCAACCGGAAGGCUACAACCUGAAAGAUGAGGAGGGCAGGAUGAAGGACAUCUCUACAGUCACAUCACUACAGGUUCCUGUGUUGAGACCUACAGACCUGAUGGUGGAGGUGCGUCCUAGGAGGGUGUUCUCCAAUGGUCAUACCUACCAUGUUAACUCCAUAUCGGUCAACAGUGACGGAGAGACGUACCUGUCAGCUGAUGACCUGAGGAUCAACAUGUGGCAUCUGGGGAUCACAGACCGCAGCUUCAACAUAGUGGACAUCAAGCCAGCCAACAUGGAGGAGCUAACUGAGGUGAUAACAGCAGCAGAGUUCCAUCCUCACCACUGUCACCUGUUUGUCUACAGUAGCAGUAAGGGAACGCUACGUCUCUGUGACAUGAGGGCCUCGGCACUUUGCGACAAACACACCAAGCUCUUUGAGGAACCAGAGGACCCAGGAAGUCGUUCGUUCUUCUCUGAGAUCGUGUCGUCGGUGUCGGAUGUGAAGUUCAGUCACAACGGGCGGUACCUGCUGACCAGGGAUUACCUGACGGCCAAGGUGUGGGAUUUACACAUGGAGAAAGGCCCAGUCGAAACCUACCAGGUUCAUGACUACCUGAGGACUAAGCUGUGCUCUCUGUACGAGAACGACUGCAUAUUUGACAAGUUCGAGUGUGUCUGGAACAGCUCCGACAGCGUGAUAAUGACGGGGGCGUACAACAGUUUCUUCCGGAUGUUUGACAGGGAGACGGGGCGGGGCGUGACCCUGGAGGCGUGGCGAGAGACCAGUAAGCCGCGAGCUGUACUGCGGACGCGACGGAUCUACACCGGGGGCAAGCGUCGUCGCGGCGACGUGGGGGUGGACAGUCUGGACUUCACUAAGAAGAUCCUCCACAUGGCCUGGCACCCCGAGGAGAACAUCAUCGCCAUCGCCUCCACCAACAACCUCUACAUCUUCCAGGACCGGGUCAGCCCCGACACACAGGGUCCAGACCUGGUUUCAGAUACCAUUUAGCACUGGGUCAGCCCCGACACACAGGGUCCAGAUACCAUUUAGCACUGGGUCAGCCCCGACACACAGGGUCCAGAUACCAUUUAGCACUGGGUCAGCCCCGACACACAGGGUCCAGACCUGGGUUCAAAUACCAUUUAGCACCAGGUCAGCCCCGACAAAUAUGGUCCAGACCUGGGUUCAAAUACCAUUUAGGACAGGGUCCAGACACAGGAACAGGACUGAGAAGUAGUCGUUAAACACACGCACGCAUGUGCACACACGGGCACACACACACACACAGGCACACACACAGGCACACACGGGCACACACACGGGCACACACAGGCACACACACACACACACGGGCUCACACACAGGCACACACACACACACACACGGGCUCACACACACACAGGGGCUCACGCAUUGAUUGUUGGACAUAAAUUGAAAGGAAAUAACAAAAACAUCAGAGACUAGUCCCUCCAUGGAAAGAGUUGGACAGGCCUGAGAUCAGUCUAUAAGGGGAAUGAGUUGGACAGGCCUGAGAUCAGUCUAUAAGGGGAAUGAGUUGGACAGGCCUGAGAUCAGUCUAUAAGGUGAAUGAGUUGGACAGGCCUGAGAUCAGUCUAUAAGGUGAAAGAGUUGGACAGGCCUGAGAUCAGUCUAUAAGGGGAAUGAGUUGGACAGACCUGAGAUCAGUCUAUAAGGGGAAAGAGUUGGACAGGCCUGAGUUCGCUAUCUAAGGUGUCUAAAGACAGAGGAAGGUGGUGAGUGUGUGUGUGUGUGUGUGUGUGGAUCCAAUCACUGUUUGUAUUGUUGUUUAAGUCAACAGCACGUCACUAGACGUCCCGUUUAACGGAUUCCCUUUAUGAUCACAACACCUCAGCACACCUGGUUACACCGGACACCUUUACACACAGCUGGUGAGAGUGGACACUUCUGGACACCUUUACACACAGCUGGUGAGAGUGGACACUUCUGGACACCUUUACACACAGCUGGUGAGAGUGGACACUUCUGGACACCUGGUGACACAUCUAGACACCUGGUGACACAUCUGGGCACUUCUGGACACCUGGUGACCCAUGUGGAUGAAUCUAGACACCUGGUGACACAUCGGGAUGAAUCUAGACACCUGGUGACUCAUCUGGACACCUGGUGACUCAUCUGGAUGAAUCUAGACACCUGGACACCUGGUGACACAUCUAGACACCUGGUGACACAUCUGGACACUUGGUGACACAUCUGGAUGAAUCUAGACACCUGGUGACACAUCGGGAUGAAUCUAGACACUUCUGGACACCUGGUGACCCAUCUGGACACUUCUGGACACCUGGUGACACAUCUGGACACCUGGUGACACAUCUGGACACCUGGUGACACAUCUAGACACCUGGUGACACAUCUGGACACUUGGUGACACAUCUGGAUGAAUCUAGACACCUGGUGACCCAUCUGGAUGAAUCUAGACACCUGGUGACACAUCUGGAUGAAUCUAGACACCUGGUGACCCGUCUGGAUGAAUCUAGACACCUGGUGACCCGUCUGGAUGAAUCUAGACACCUGGUGACUCAUCUGGAUGAAUCUGGACACCUGGUGACUCAUCUGGAUGAAUCUAGACACCUGGUGACUCAUCUGGACACAUCUAGACACCUGGUGACCCAUCUGGAUGAAUCUGGACACCUGGUGACUCAUCUGGAUGAAUAUAGACACCUGGUGACCCAUCUGGACAAAUCUAGACACCUGGUGACUCAUCUGGAUGAAUCUAGACACCUGGUGACUCAUCUGGAUGAAUCUAGACACCUGGUGACCCAUCUGGGCACAUCUAGACACCUGGUGACCCAUGUGGACACAUCUAGACACCUGGUGACACAUCUAGACACCUGGUGACACAUCUAGACACCUGGUGACUCAUCUGGACACAUCUAGACACCUGGUGACUCAUCUGGAUGAAUCUAGACACCUGGUGACUCAUCUGGAUGAAUCUAGACACCUGGUGACUCAUCUGGAUAAAUCUAGACACCUGGUGACUCAUCUGGAUGAAUCUAGACACCUGGUGACUCAUCUGGAUAAAUCUAGACACCUGGUGACUCAUCUGGAUAAAUCUAGACACCUGGUGACUCAUCUGGAUGAAUCUAGACACCUGGUGACUCAUCUGGAUGAAUCUAGACACCUGGUGACUCAUCUGGAUAAAUCUAGACACCUGGUGACUCAUCUGGAUGAAUCUAGACACCUGUUGACUCAUCUGGACACAUCUAGACACCUGGUGACUCAUCUGGAUGAAUCUAGACACCUGGUGACACCUGGACAAGCUGAUCCUAGAUCUGUGCCUAAGGGCAACUUCUACCCCAAGCUACUAAAUCACGUAUGCUUCCAUCCAUCCACUCAUAUAGGUUGUGUUCCAAAUGGACCCUAUUCCCUAUAUAGUGCACUACUUUUGACCUGGGACCAUAAGGCUCUGGUCAGAAGUAGUGCCCUAUAAAGGGAAUACUAGGUUGAUAGUAUUCUCAUGUCCUGCACCAUGUUCUGUAAAUACUGUCUGUCUGUCUGUCAGUCUGUGUCUGUCUAACCUAGUUAUCUCAGUGGUCAACCAUUACAUAGAGUCAGAGUUAUAUAGUCAGACUGUGCAGGAUUUUGUUCCUGACCACCACCAAAUCACUUUGAAAAUAGCUAAUCAAGUGGAUUAGUCAAAAUCAGGUGGGUUAGUGCAGGGCUGGAACAAAAGCCUGCACAGCUUGUACUGAUGGUCUUCUAGGGUUGGUGGCCACUAGUUUAAAGGGUCAAUCUGGGAUUGAUUCUCGUCCAGGGUUGGUGGCCACUGGUUUAAAGGGUCAAUCUGGGAUUGAUUCUCGUCCUGGGUUGGUGGCCACUAGUUUAAAGGGGCAAUCUGGGAUUCUGCGACAUCACACCGCUUGAGUUCUCUCUCCUCCAAUCAUACACAGUAGUGUAGUGGCGUCAGCGCGGCAACCUCACGGCUAACCAAUCAGUAAGAGUGUUGUUGUGCUGUGGUCAGGACCAUUGCAACAGUAGCAUGUUAUCCAGUGUUACUGUCGUUGUAUAUCUAUCAUACCUGUAUAACUAAUAGUUAUCUAAACAGUCCCAAUGAACACUUGAUGAAGGAAUGUGUAAACAAAAAUAAAUUAAAUCAUGUGAAUCUGA
Molecule: messenger RNA, 6547 nt
Organism: Salvelinus fontinalis (brook trout)
Lineage: Eukaryota; Metazoa; Chordata; Actinopteri; Salmoniformes; Salmonidae
Product: serine/threonine-protein phosphatase 2A 55 kDa regulatory subunit B gamma isoform-like
Exons: 11
Coding region: 2015-3409 (464 amino acids)
Biological process (GO): peptidyl-serine dephosphorylation
Cellular component (GO): cytosol; protein phosphatase type 2A complex
Molecular function (GO): protein phosphatase regulator activity; protein binding
Source: RefSeq, a predicted model, not a curated record